GAACUGUCAAUUGGUCCCGUCGCUCUCCAUCGGUGGUAAGCCGUUGUUGAGCAACAUCGAGGAACUUCGGGCAUGCCGCCCUGCAUUGUUCAUCAAUUCUCAUCGCCCACGCCGGCCGCAGCCCGGCCGGUACAUCAGUUCUCAUCAAUCUUGCCCGCCCGAACUCAAGAUCAAUAGGUGCGGGUGUCCUUUGGGCAACGACGAGUCGCAUCAGCUAGACUACUUGUCCCAGAAGCCGAGUUGCAGCCUUCAGAUCCCUCCGGGAGAUGUUUCAAUCUAAUGUCAGCAUCAACGCCCGCAUCAUCUAAGCAACCUCAUCGCCGCCAAACGACGAAAGGGACAUUUGAGGGUCAAUGGUGGUAUUGUGAUUGCAAUCCGCCUCUCCAGGCGGCCUUCCUGCAGGUGAAGAAGCCGGGACGGAACAAAGGGAGAUGGUUUUACACGUGUGCCAAGCCGCAGGAUUCGCAAUGCUCUUUUUUCCUGUUUGAGGAUGAGGCAAAUGCGAUUAAAAAGAAGGCCCUCCAGGAGAAGUCGGGCUUCAACAGCGGUGCCUUUGGACCAAGAAGCCCCAAGCCUGCGGGCCGUGGUGCUGAAACCCCAUUCUCCCAGGAUGUGUCCAUGACAGCUGAGGGGCCCAUCUUCUCACAGAGUAGUAGCGUGUUUCCGACGCCGGCCCCUGGAGAGCGCCGCCUAGGCAGGCUGCCUCCGGUGCCAGACUCAGGUUGGAGUUCCGAUGAGGACAGUGAGGGUACGGCGGCCGGCCGCCGCGAACACAGCUCUGGUCCGUGCCUGGGUGUGGCGUCACCGGCGUCAAAAAGAAAGAGACCCCUGGCAGAGGGCGAAGAUGCUGAGCGGCCCGCCGCUGAUAAAGGCGAGAGCGGCACCGCAGCGGGACCGUCCGACCUCGGCCCUAAUAAUGUCGAUAUGACGGUCGAAACAGCAAACCAGAGCGACCGUGUGCACCAGAGUCAGCAGCCCCAGCUGUCCCAGUCCCAGCAAUCCCAACGAUCCAAGUCUGCUAGCGACAGCCCGGCGACGCCAAGCGGGAGGAGUACACGUCUGGGAUUUGGCGUGCCGCAGACGCCAACUUCGGGCAACAGCUCCAACGCCGCCUCGGCGUCGGAGCCGGGAACCAAGCGAUUCAAGACAAACCAGGGGCUGCCCGCAUCGACGCCUUCGUCAGCCCGGAAAUGGGGAGGUGGAAGCGGAGGCCAGCCACAGGGGGCCAACGACUUCUCGGAAGACGACGCCGAAAUCACGACUGCCGUGCUGGGUCUGCUCAAGGCAGAGUCGGUCUCGGCGCCGGUGCGGCGGGCGGUGCGCGAGACGCUGAAUCUCCAUGCCCUCCGGUGCCGCGGGGUGGAGCGCGGCCGCGACGUGCUCCGGGAGGGCCUGAAGAAGAAGGAUCAGCUGAUCGCCGAGUUGCAGGCGCGCGUCGCCAAGCUCGAAGGCGAGCGGCAGACGCGGCGGGAGUUGCUCAGGAGGGCGGCCAGCAAUCUUGAGGAAGCGCUGAGCCAGGAGAGCAGAGAUGACUGAGUCAAGUGUGCUUAUGUGUCUCCCGGGCUUUGCGGUUGCAGACGGUUGGUAUGAAGCAGGUUCGGAUCCCGAUGCACCCCUGAUUUACGCCGUACAACGGCUACGGCGUAUGUACAGUACAUACCCUGGGCGAGUGGGAUAGGUAAGCGGGCGAACAUGUACACUCUAGUUAAUCACAAUGUCGAAGUGUUUAAAUUUCCACCUGGAGUGCUAGUUAAAUGUCCAGCGUUGAAUUCGCUUUGCGUGCAACGAGA
Molecule: messenger RNA, 1790 nt
Organism: Thermothielavioides terrestris NRRL 8126
Lineage: Eukaryota; Fungi; Ascomycota; Sordariomycetes; Sordariales; Chaetomiaceae
Exons: 2
Coding region: 280-1536 (418 amino acids)
Molecular function (GO): zinc ion binding
Source: RefSeq, a predicted model, not a curated record